Messenger RNA from Notothenia coriiceps (black rockcod), 778 nucleotides. Its product is annotated as mitofusin-2-like. The annotation marks the transcript as partial. Gene Ontology annotation, cellular component: mitochondrial outer membrane. Gene Ontology annotation, biological process: mitochondrial fusion; mitochondrion localization. The record is from RefSeq and is a predicted model, not a curated record. Gene Ontology annotation, molecular function: GTPase activity. Lineage: Eukaryota; Metazoa; Chordata; Actinopteri; Perciformes; Nototheniidae. The transcript is spliced from 6 exons.
AUUUGAAAAAUGAUCUUAAUUUGUGUGUGUGUGUGCAGAUGGUCUGAAGCCUCUGCUGCCCCCCCAAGUCAGAGAGCAGGUAGACAAGCUGGUUCCCCGGCAGUGCUUUAGCCUCAGCUAUGACCUGGCCUGUGACAGGCUGUGCAGCGACUUCCAGGAGGACAUCAGCUUCCACUUCUCCAUGGGCUGGACCAUGUUGGUCAACCGCUUCCUGGGGGCCAAGAACACUCGACGGGCCCUCAUGGGCUACAAUGACCAGGUCCCCCGGCCCCUGGCUCUGACCCCUGUCAGCAGCAGCAUGCCCCCCUUCCCCCAGGGCUCCGUGACCCAGGAGGAGCUGAUGGUCUCCAUGGUGACUGGUCUCGCUUCCCUCACCUCACGUACUUCCAUGGGUGUGCUAGUCGUUGGUGGCGUGGUGAGGACGCACAUCUGGAAGGCGGUGGGCUGGCGUCUGAUCGCCCUGUCAGUGGGUCUGUACGGACUCCUCUACAUCUACGAGCGGUUCACCUGGACCACCAAGGCCAAGGAGAGGGCCUUCAAGAGACAGUUUGUGGACUACGCCAGCGAGAAGCUGCAGCUCAUCGUCAGCUACACUGGCUCCAACUGCAGCCACCAAGUGCAGCAGGAGCUGGCCAGUGUGUUUUCUCAGCUCUGCCAGCAGGUGGAUGUGACCCGGCAGAACCUGGAGGACGAGAUGACUGACAUGAACACCAAGAUUGAGCUGCUGGACAGCCUGCAGAGCAAGGCCAAGCUGCUGCGGAACAAGGCCGGCUGGCCC